CCGCGCGGUUCCUGCGCAGCAUGGCCGCCCCGGACCUGUCGGCCAAUCUCCAGGAGGAGGCCACCUGCGCCAUCUGCCUCGACUACUUCACGGACCCCGUGAUGACGGACUGCGGCCACAACUUCUGCCGCGAGUGCAUCAGCCGCUGCUGGGGCCAGCCCGAGGGGCCGUACGCGUGCCCCGAGUGUCGCGAGCUGUCCCCGCAGAGGAACCUGCGGCCCAACCGGCCUCUCGCCAAGAUGGCCGAGAUGGCGCGGCGCCUGCACCCGCCGUCCCCCGUCCCGCAGGGCGUGUGCGCCGCGCACCGGGAGCCGCUGGCGGCGUUCUGCGGCGAAGAGCUGCGGCUGCUGUGCGCCUCCUGCGAGCGCUCGCGCGAGCACUGGGCCCACUGCGUGCGCCCGCUGCAGGAGGCGGCCGACGACCUCAAGGGGAAGCUGGAGAAGUCCCUGGAGCACCUACGGAAGCAAAUGGAAGAUGCACUACUGUUCCAGGCCCAAGCAGAGGAGACCUGUGCCUUAUGGCAGAAGAUGGUUGAGAGCCAACGGCAGAACGUCCUGACAGAGUUUGAGCGGCUCCGUCGCUUCCUGGUGGAAGAGGAGCAGCAGCUGCUGCAGAAGCUGGAGGAGGAGGAGCUGGAGGUGCUGCCCCGGCUGCGGGAGAAUGCUGCCAGGCUGGUGCAGCAGAGUGCCGCCCUCGGAGCGCUCAUCUCUGACUUGGAGGGCCGCUGCCAGCUGCCUGCGCUGGGGCUGCUGCAGGACAUCAGAGAUGCCCUGAACAGGAUCCAGGAUGUAAAACUGCAGCCACCGGAAGUGGUGCCCAUGGAGCUGAGGACUGUGUGCAAGGUCCCUGGGCUGGUGGAGACCCUGCAGAGAUUCCGAGGGGAUGUGACUCUGGACCCAGACACUGCGAACCCUGAACUGGUGCUAUCCGAGGACCGGAGGAGCGUGCGUCGGGGCAACCUGCGGCAGGCGCUGCCCGACAACCCCGAAAGGUUCGACCCAGGCCCCUGCGUGCUGGGCCACUCUCGGUUCACUACAGGACGCCAUUACUGGGAGGUGGAAGUUGGGGAGCGGGCCAACUGGGCCCUGGGUGUGUGCAGAGAGAAUGUUAACAGGAAGGAGACGGGGGAGCUGUCAGCCGGCAAUGGCUUCUGGAUCCUGGUCUUUCUGGGGAGCUAUUACAACUCACCGGAACGGGCCUUUGUCCCCCUCCGGGACCCUCCCCGACGUGUGGGGAUUUUUCUGGACUAUGAAGCUGGACAUCUCUCUUUCUACAGCACAACCGAUGGGUCACUCUUGUUUAUCUUUCCUGAGACCUCCUUCUCUGGGACGCUCCGGCCCCUCUUCUCACCUCUGUCCAGCAGCCCCUCCCCUCUGACCAUCUGCUGGGGGAAAGGUGGGCUGGGGGAGGCAGUAGUUCCCUAAUGGCGUGCGCGGCACCUGGCCAUCUGCAGUCCUGUGUGUGUGUGCAGCGCCUCGUGGGAGCUUCGCCUCGCCUCUCAGCCCCACACUGUUGUCUUCUGGCUCCUUGGAACAGUUUGGAGGUGGGAUCAUGUUCUUUGCACCAAUGGGAGAAUCUCCUAGCACUUCUCCAAGAUGUGUGUGGGGGUGGGCAGGCAAGGCCUUGAUCCUUCCCUUCAGACUUUGCAGAUACUUGGGCCUGAGACAUCAUCCACCUGUAUUUAACAGCAAGACACUCAACCUGGUCUGUGAGCGGGAUCGUCCUAACAAGCAUCCCUGCCAUACAGGAUCCCUGCCAUUCAGGGCCGACAGCUCUUACCAACAUCCUCCUCGGGUCAGGCCUGUGGCCCCACAGGAGCCUCACCAGCACCCUGGCUGGGCCACCUGGAAUGCUGGGGGCAUCAGGGCCUCCAGAAGCUGCUCUCCUGGCAUCUUCAGGGUUAGAGUUCUACUUACUGAGAGCCCUACCCUCUAGAAUGCCCCCAAGUCCACUAGCCAAUCUCGGGGCUUUGUUACAAGAGGGUUGGUAAGAAUCCUUCCCAGCCCUGACUGUGAUGAUGGUACAGCAGUUGGAGUCUUCAGGGAAGAAUUAGCUGGGAAAACCAAAGAGCAGAAGGAAAUAGGUGAAGUCCUUGAACAAAGGAGCUGACUCACAGAGUUAAAGGCAAGCACCCGUUCAAGCGGAGUGCUCACACUUGGAAUGUGCAGGCCAUGUGGAUGCCUCUGGCCCCAUGUACACAGGCUCCCCUGUGGUAGGCCUAGGAGGUCCACAGGGAAGAUCAGGAUCCGGAGAGUUGAUUUCACACGAGGGCUUCCACACUUGGCGUUUGGGGACUGCCUGAGCAUGCCUCUGAACUUUGAGAAAGGUGGCCUUGCUGUGCCCCAGCACAUUCCUUGGUUGCAACCAUCGGGUGCCAAUGGCAUCCUGGUGAUCCAAGCCCCGACGCCUUCCCUCCACCUCCCCUGUUAGGUUUCAUCACCAGCUGUGACCUUGGGGAGAGGCUUUCUCUGAACCCCGUGGGGUUCCCCUGAUGAUAAAGUGGGAUGUAUUGGAUAGCUAUUGAUUUUGCAGGCCAUGGUGACUACAUGAGCUAAUGCUCUCUGUUCAGAAACUGUCAGCUGCUAUUUCUAGGAAACGUGGCUUGAGCCAGGUUGGAGCUUGGCGACGGCUCCAAUACAGAGUACAAACUCACUGAACCCUCCCUCCACCCAGGGCCCUCCUCUGCCCAGUCCCCUCCCUGGAGGAGGAAGAGUGGCUGCCUAGAGCCCUGAGGCAUACAGGCAGACAGAAACUACAGUUGUCUCUGCUAUGAGGUGUGGGGUUUCCUUACCCUUAGCUUCUCUUUUUAUCCUCUAUUUUAUUUAUUGUAAGAACAGCGUUCUGACGUGAAAUAAAUUUUACCAUUUGCCUGUG
Molecule: messenger RNA, 2874 nt
Organism: Echinops telfairi (small Madagascar hedgehog)
Lineage: Eukaryota; Metazoa; Chordata; Mammalia; Afrosoricida; Tenrecidae
Gene: TRIM11
Product: tripartite motif containing 11
Exons: 6
Coding region: 21-1424 (467 amino acids)
Molecular function (GO): protein binding; zinc ion binding
Source: RefSeq, a predicted model, not a curated record